Molecule: messenger RNA, 1124 nt
Organism: Saccostrea cuccullata (small rock oyster)
Lineage: Eukaryota; Metazoa; Mollusca; Bivalvia; Ostreida; Ostreidae
Product: retinol dehydrogenase 14-like
Exons: 8
Coding region: 63-1043 (326 amino acids)
Source: RefSeq, a predicted model, not a curated record
AUAAGAAUGUUAACAUUAAGAGACAUUCCCACCCCCUUUUAAAUUAAGCUUUAGGGAUCAUCAUGGGAGGAUCAGAAUCACUACCUCAGGUUUCACUGACCACCGAUCGUGUAGUUCUAGUCACCGGGGGAAAUACGGGUAUUGGAUAUGAAACAGCCAAAUGGAUAGCCAUGAUGGGGGCAAGAGUAAUCAUUGCAUGUAGAUCAGAAGAACGAGCCAAGAAGGCUAUAGAGAAAAUGCAGAAAGAGUUUGGAGAAGAGAAAACUAAAGGUACUCCUGGACUUUGUUCUAAUGAGAAUCUGGCAGUGGAAUUCAUGCCUCUAGACCUCACAUCACUAAAAUCUGUGGAGAACUUCAUAAACAACUUUAAAGAAAAGGAAAACAAGUUGCACCUGUUACUUUGUAAUGCAGGGAUUGCACUUCAUGGACAAGAGUACACCGAAGAUGGAUAUGAAAUCAUGUUUCAGGUAAACUACCUGGGACACUUUCUGUUGAUUUCCAAACUGUUACCUGUGAUGCUGAACUCGGGUGACGACUGUCGCCUUAUUUUAGUGUCCAGUGAAGCCCACCGCACUGCCAGCUUUGAUUUGGAGAAGGCACAAGGAAAACAUCACACAAAAGAAAACUUCAAGAGACUCUUGUACUAUGGAAAUUCUAAACUGUAUCAGAUCAUGCAAAUGUACUGUUUAAACCGAAGACUACAGAAUACAAACGUGACUGUCAAUUGUAUACAUCCGGGUAUUGUUGAUACAGAAAUCAGUCGAAGUUUUUCUGAAUUACAACUAUGGAGAGUGUUCUUUCAGUUAUCAAAAGCAGUUGGUAACACAAAAACUCCAUUUGAAGGUGCUAAGACAUUAAUCAGUGCAGCAAUCAACCCAAAAUUUAAAGACACGAGAGAUGCUUAUUUUAUGGACAUGAAAAUAAAUCAAGCAAACAGCCUGGCAAGAGACCAGCAGAAGCAGGAAGCCCUGUGGAAGUAUUCGAUAGAUUGUCUGAAGGAUUUCCUUAAGAAAGAAGACAUGGAGUAUCUAGAAAAAGAUUAAUGUUGUUAUGUGACUGGAUGCCAGAGAUGUAUGUUGUUAAUCAGGAUCAUUUUUAUUGGUUGACAUUGUCUCUUAUUUAAC